Messenger RNA from Populus euphratica (Euphrates poplar), 1279 nucleotides. Its product is annotated as SNF1-related protein kinase regulatory subunit beta-1-like. The record is from RefSeq and is a predicted model, not a curated record. Gene Ontology annotation, molecular function: protein binding. The transcript has 3 exons. Lineage: Eukaryota; Viridiplantae; Streptophyta; Magnoliopsida; Malpighiales; Salicaceae. The coding region runs from base 420 to 1103 and encodes 227 amino acids.
UCAUGACUGUAGUUCUUAAGAAUGUUAUAUAAUUUGAGAGUUUGGUUUCUUUCUGUUCCUUAGAUGUCCUUGUUAACUUUUUGAGAAUCAGUAAUGACAAUGGGGCUCGUAACAUGUAUGUGGUUGAUCCACUAGUCUAUAGUACUUGCCUCGUUAUGUUUGCUUAUAAGGCAUUUGCAACCCGUGUGUGAUGCUGACAUAUUGUGGGUUAGAGUUGGGAUGGUUUGAUUUCAGCAGCUUAAUUGCUGUUUUAUGUGUGAGAAAAGGUGUGAUUUCUCUGGUGGAUAUUGUUGUGGAUAGUUGCAUUCUACUUUUAUUGCUGAUUUUUAUUUUCGUAUUUGUUGGGGGAAUGUAAAGGUUAAACUUGCUCUAUGGACUGAACAGUGGAUUUAUCUCUGAAUGUGAUAGAACUUUAGCUGAUGAAACUGCUUCUGUAUUGUGCAUGUUUGCAGGCUCCUGUUGCCCCCUUGCGAAGGCCUGAUGCCCCUCCUGUUUUUGAUCAAGUUUGGCAGAAUGAUUCCCAUGAAGUUGUUGAUGAAGACCAAUCCCCUGAGCGAGGAAUCCCUACAGUUAUCACAUGGAGCCAUGGUGGAAACGAUGUGGCAGUCGAAGGAUCAUGGGACAACUUUUCUUCAAGGAAAAAGUUACAAAGAUCUGGGAAGGAUCAUUCUAUUCUUUUGGUCCUUCCAUCAGGUAUAUACCACUAUAAGUUCAUUGUGGAUGAAGAGUGGAGAUAUAUUCCAGAUCUUCCUUCUGUAACUGAUGAAAUGGGCCGUGUUUGUAAUCUUCUUGAUGUUCAUGAUUUUGUGCCAGAAUAUAUUGAUAGUGCAGUUGAGUUUGAGGCCCCACCAUCUCCAGACUCCACUUACAGUCAAGCAUUUCCAGCUGAGGAUGAUUUUGCGAAGGAUCCUUUAGCAGUUCCACCGCAGCUAAAUCUAACAGUCCUCGAUGAAGCUUCUUCUUCCAAGCCUCAACAUGUUGUGCUGAACCACCUUUACAUUGAGAAGGGAUGGGCAUCUCAGUCUCUAGUUGCUCUUGGACUAACCCAUAGAUUCCAAUCCAAGUAUGUAACUGUUUGUCUUUAUAAGCCACUCAGAAGGUAGCACCCUCCCACUUUCCAUUCAUGACUCUGAAGGAAAGAUGAUCGCUUUUGUAAUAUGGUUUGUUCUGAGAUUUCUCUGUUUAUAGAUUUUCUCUACUUCUGCCUGUUUUGUUUCUUGUAGUUAACUUUCAUUCUUUUGAAGCGCGCCUGCUUCAAUAUUAUUAUCAGGAAGGUCCA